Molecule: messenger RNA, 1702 nt
Organism: Rosa chinensis
Lineage: Eukaryota; Viridiplantae; Streptophyta; Magnoliopsida; Rosales; Rosaceae
Product: anthocyanidin 3-O-galactosyltransferase F3GT1
Exons: 2
Coding region: 104-1477 (457 amino acids)
Molecular function (GO): UDP-glycosyltransferase activity
Source: RefSeq, a predicted model, not a curated record
AAUAUCUCGUACUCAACCAAAGUUAAUCUAUCUCCCCUUGAAGUUGUAGUCCAUCCUCUUCAUUUCAGUUCAUUUAUUACUUAAAAGGCUGAAAGUUUGAACAAUGAGCCACAAACUUGCUAGUUUUAAUCCUCAAUCCCCUGUGGCAGUUUUAAAUUUUCCAUUCGCCUUCCAUCCCAACUCUCUUCUCCGAUUUAUACGAGCUAUUUCGGCCGUUGCCCCGGACAUUAAGUUCACCUUCUUCAGCACUUGUAGAACAAAUAGCUCUCUCUUCUCGGGUUCCAACAACAAGGGCUUGGAUAAUGUAAAGCCUUACAAUGUAUGGGAUGGCUUACCGGAGGGUUACGUGCCCCCCUCUGGACCUCCGCUGGAGCAAAUUGGGUUGUUCCUUGACAAAGCACCUCAAAGCUUUGAGAGGGUACUCAAAGAAGUGGAGGCAGAAACAGGACACAAGUUUGGCUGCUUGAUUUCGGAUGCAUUUCUCUGGUUUUCCGGGGACAUUGCCCAGAAAAUGAACGUCCCUUGGGUGACUACAUGGAGCGGACCACGCUCGCUGCUUGUUCAUCUGGAGACUGAUAUGAUCAGAGAAAAAGUGGGAGCUCCUGGGCAAGAAGACAAGACCCUGGACUUCCUUCCAGGAUUCUCCAAUGAGUUCCGAGCAUCUGACUUAUCGAAGGAAGUUGUAUUUGGAAACAUAGAGUCGCCACUUGCAAAUAUGUUGCAUAAAAUGGGACAGAAGCUGCCACAAGCAACUGCGGUUGCCGUCAACUCUUUUGAAACAAUGGACUUGAAAGUUGCCGAGGAGCUAAAGAAGAGACUCAAGAAGUUGCUCCUUGUUGGGCCACUACAUCUAGUCCGGCCGGUACCAUCAGCACAAUUAGAUGAUGACGAGGAGAAAGAUGUAUGCUUACCGUGGCUGGACAACCACAAGCCUGCAUCAGUAGCAUACAUCAGCUUUGGAAGUGUGGGAGCACUGCCCGCAAUAGAGGUAGCAGCAUUAGCCGAGGCAUUAGAGGAGGGGGGAUUCCCAUUUCUUUGGUCAUUUAGGGGAAACCUAGAGGACUUUCCCAAAGGAUUUAUCGAAAGAACAUCUACUGGAAAAGUUGUUCCCUGGGUGAACCAAGUGCAAAUCCUAAACCAUCCGUCGAUAGGGGUGUUUGUUACACAUGGCGGUUGGAAUGAUGUUUUGGAGAGUGUAACUUGUGGUGUGCCUAUGGUUGGGAGGCCUCAUAUUGAUGAUCAAACGCUGAAUAUGCGGACCGUAGAAGUUGUAUGGAAGAUUGGUAUGAGAAUCGAGGGUGGCGUUUUCACUAAAUCUGGAGCAAUCAAGGUAUUGGAACAAGCUCUAUCGCUUGAGCGAGGAAAAGAAAUGAGACACAGAGUUGGAGUCCUUAAACAGCUUGCUCAAGAGGCUGUUGGACCCAAUGGGAGUUCAACUCAGGACUUGAAAGCUCUGGUGGAGAUCAUCAAAUCAUGAUGGCAUCUCAGUUUAAUUAAUGUUGGUCUGACAUCAUGAUGACCUAGGCGUCUGAGUUUAACUCAUCCAUCAAUAAUUAAUGUUCUGGUCUCUCCAGAUCUGAUUGUCCUUCCUAUAUAUGUCUUGGUCUUCUUUUUGGUACAAGACAUGGUCUUCUUUUAACCAUGUUUUAAUGCAUUAAUGAUGUACUCAAGGUUUUCUUUUAACAAGGUCUAUUGUUUUGCA